Ylistrum balloti is the source of this 691-nucleotide messenger RNA. RefSeq names its product glutamyl-tRNA(Gln) amidotransferase subunit C, mitochondrial-like. NCBI's taxonomy places the organism in Eukaryota, Metazoa, Mollusca, Bivalvia, Pectinida, Pectinidae. The record is from RefSeq and is a predicted model, not a curated record. Gene Ontology annotation, cellular component: glutamyl-tRNA(Gln) amidotransferase complex; mitochondrion. The transcript has 5 exons. Gene Ontology annotation, molecular function: glutaminyl-tRNA synthase (glutamine-hydrolyzing) activity. Gene Ontology annotation, biological process: regulation of translational fidelity; glutaminyl-tRNAGln biosynthesis via transamidation; mitochondrial translation. The coding region runs from base 36 to 494 and encodes 152 amino acids.
AAGGGGAAUAACUCGAAUUUGGUUCAACUAAGAUCAUGAUCUCAAGAACCGUAGGUCGUUUUGCAAAAAGAUGCAUCUCUUCAAAGGUACCAGAUGCUCCAACAUGGAUAAAUAUUGAUGAAGAAAAAUUACCAAAGGUGCCAGAGCUUACAACACAAGACAUUGAUCUGAUAGAACGUCUCUCAUUGGUGGAGUUUAACAACAAGGCAGGAGUCGAUCGUCUCACAAAAACUAUACAAGCAGCCAAUAAAUUAUACAUGGUGGACACAGAGGGUGUUGAACCACUUGACACAGUUCUAGAGGACAGGGUAUUACAUCUAAGGGAUGACAAAGUCACUGAUGGGAACUGCAAGAAAGAUAUCAUCAGUAAUGCAACAAAAAUUAUAGAAGACUACUUUGUGGCCCCACCAGGCAAUAUACCACUGAUGAAAAUUGAAAGGGAUUACAAACCAGAAACAGCUGCAGCCUCCACAGUGUCAGACUCGGAUACAUGACAACAAAAGUGAACUUUUUAUAGCCAAAACUUUAACUGUUGAUCUUAGUUUCAUUAAUGGUGACUGAAAGUGAUAACAAUCAAAUGUUAAUUAAUUUGUGCCAAUAAGGUAAUGAGUUUGGAAACUUGUGUAAUAGUGGGUGAGCUCACAAUCUAUCUUCACAUUGUUGAUAUUAUUAAAAUGCUUUAAUACUUAAA